Halteromyces radiatus is the source of this 787-nucleotide messenger RNA. Its product is annotated as PUA domain-containing protein. The coding region runs from base 45 to 593 and encodes 182 amino acids. The transcript is spliced from 5 exons. Gene Ontology annotation, molecular function: RNA binding. Gene Ontology annotation, biological process: formation of translation preinitiation complex. NCBI's taxonomy places the organism in Eukaryota, Fungi, Mucoromycota, Mucoromycetes, Mucorales, Cunninghamellaceae. The record is from RefSeq and is a predicted model, not a curated record.
UUCUUUUCUCUUUCUCAGGGUAUCUAUCAGUCUCUUUGGCAACAAUGUUUAAAAAGUUCAGUUUCAGUACUGAUAUUGCAGGUCAAAGUCCUCUCAAGUCAUCAGUACAACGCGCGAUCCGUACAAAACUUCAAGAACAAUAUCCAAUGUUGGAAUCUGUAUUGGAAGAACUGAUCCCAAAAAAGACACCUAUUAUACAAAUUAAAGGUCAUGAACAUAUUUCGUUUUUAUCAGUUAAUGGUGAAAUAUUAUUUUUCCAACACUUUGAUGGACCUUAUUUCCCUACACUUAUUUUACUUCAUAAAUAUCCCGAUAUCCUUCCCAAACUUCAAGUGGAUCGAGGGGCCAUUAAAUUCGUGUUAUCUGGUGCCAAUAUCAUGUGUCCUGGUUUAACUUCCAAAGGUGCUCGUAUAGAUGUGGAUUUACCUGAAGGUGCAGUUGUCUCUAUCAUGGCAGAAGGAAAGGAAAAUGCUUUAGCUAUUGGUUUACUAAAAAUGAGUACUGAAGAUAUUCGAAAAGUAAAUAAGGGAAUUGGAUGCGACAAUAUUCAUUACUUAACGGAUACCCUUUGGAAGGAAUUGGUACCUUUGUAGUGAUCAUCUUCAAUUAGAUUUAAUAUGAAUGGAUUUUAUUUUUUAUUCGUUAUUAGAUUCGUUUAGUUGUUUUUUUAUAUCUCUUUUUUUUUUGAUAUGAUUGUUGUAUUAAUUGGCUAAAAUAAAGUAUUGAUUUACAGGAUGAUGAACAUCUUGAUUUAAUCAAAUAUUAUUUUGAAAGGGUACGAUAAUUA